AUGGACGCCAAGUCACUGCUCCGAGCCAAGAAGGCAGGCGCAAAGAUUGAGCAUCCUUAUGCCUCUUACACCUCCGGCCAGCUGAAGUGCAGCAUUUGUGCCGUGCCAGUGACACAAUGGGACGCCCACCUUUUGACGAAGCAGCAUAGGACAUCCGUCGCGAGAGAGAAAGCCUCACAGGCCAAGGCGUCCGCAAAACGGCCGGCAGAGGAUUCCUCCCGCUCAGAUAUGAAACGAGUCAAAACCGACAAAGCAGCUGAAUCCUCCUCCUCCUCCUCCUCAUUGCCGAUAGGAUUCUUUGACGCUCCUCGUUCUGGAGAUGGUGGGGAAGACGAAGAAGAAGAUAAGGAGGAUGAGCGCCCUCAGCCCACAAGUGCUCCGCCUGCUGCGGUUGCUGUGCCCUCGAAACCAGAGCCGACUGGUGAUUUGGAGCUGGACGCUUUCCUCUCAUCGCUAAACGAACCGGACCCUGAGCUAUCUCAACCAGCUCCAAGUUCUUCGAGGAGGGCUCGCCAGCGAGAUCUAUCCCCUUCGGACCUUGGCGUCGCAUCAUACUCUGCAGCACCUGUUCGGAUCGUCCCAGAAACAGUCAAAGAGCCAGAGGAAGACGAAGAGCCUGAGCCGGAGGAGACGGAAGCUGAAAGACGCGCUCGUUUGGAGAGGGAAGAAAAGGAGGAAAUCAUGGAGCGACUGGAGGCGGAACAACGUGCUCAGGAAGAUGCAGAUAGUCGGGUCGAAGCGCUGAAAGCGAGGAUGGAGAUGUUAAAAGCGAGGAGGAAAGCCAGGCCUGUCAACGUGGAUAAGAAGGCUGCAAAGAGCUGA
Kockovaella imperatae is the source of this 822-nucleotide messenger RNA. RefSeq lists its product as hypothetical. Gene Ontology annotation, cellular component: nucleus; spliceosomal complex. NCBI's taxonomy places the organism in Eukaryota, Fungi, Basidiomycota, Tremellomycetes, Tremellales, Cuniculitremaceae. The transcript has 2 exons. The record is from RefSeq and is a predicted model, not a curated record. Gene Ontology annotation, biological process: nuclear DNA replication; mitotic DNA damage checkpoint signaling; mitotic DNA replication checkpoint signaling. The coding region runs from base 1 to 822 and encodes 273 amino acids. Gene Ontology annotation, molecular function: zinc ion binding; nucleic acid binding.